This is a messenger RNA of Cuscuta epithymum, 5268 nucleotides long. The record is from the annotation of a GenBank genome assembly. NCBI's taxonomy places the organism in Eukaryota, Viridiplantae, Streptophyta, Magnoliopsida, Solanales, Convolvulaceae.
GCAAAAGCAGGUUAAAGGUGGUUGAGAAAAAAAGAACUGCCGAGUACGCACAGGGAAAGAGGCGAAUGAAAGAAACAGGGAAAGAGGCGGACGGAAGAAACAGGGAAAGAGGUGGACGGAAGAAGGGGAUCUGAUUAUUGUUCUUCAAAUUAGAAAAAAUUACAAAAAUACCGGAUGUACAUGUACAUCCGGUUGUACGGUAUAGGCUCUCGCUGGGAUCCCGGCAACGUAUACUACGUAAUCAAUACGCGUUCUGGCAGCUUACUUCGUUGUGAGAAGAUCGAUCGGUGUUCAGCGACGUCUGCUGAAAUUGGAGCAUUUACAGGCAUCCAUAUAGACAUUGGAAGCCGGAACUCUCAAAUUAUUAAGCCUGGAAUGCAACGCAUCAAUAUCUUAUAAUUCGCGCCUCCUGGUUCUCUGACUUUUAUCGGUCCUAAAACCUCUCCUCACUGCUAGUUUCUCUGGGCGGGUGGAUUGGUUGGUAAGAGAUCGUGGAAAGUAAAUUGUUCGUCAAAACCCUGUAAGGAGUAGAACGUUCCCUCAUUGAAAACCGGUUACUCCUAAGUCCUAAUGUAUGAUUUUAAAUAUCGGAUAAACGUUAUAGAUUAAGGAAUCUGUUUAAUUUUACUGGUACUGUGGUACUGUUACGUGGUUUGUAGAAUGCCACUGAAAAGUGUUUUUUUUGUGAUGAGAUAUUAAAAUUUUAUCAUUUUCUCCAUGAAUCGAAUUAUACCUUAUAUAAUACCAGUAAUCGUUAGAUUAAUGACCCUUGAGAAGAUUGUAUGAAACUUUAUUGAAUCUUUAGAAGAUUGGCACACAUAUGGAGAGUUCAUGGUGAACAGAACUGACGUACAAUUAGGUUUGUUCAAUUUUAAAAUUUUGGAGGUAUGUUUUUAACGUUUUUUAUUUUUACUGUUGUGACAAUGAAGAAUACAUGGUGAUUUACUUUUUUCUAAUUUGUAUGAGUUUCGCCUAAUACAUGUAUACAAAUUCAACAAUUUUUAUGACGCUCAAAAGCUAUCCUUUCAGUGACCGCUAUACUUCUACAUGUGCUAUAAUGAAAAUCUAUAUGCCACGUGCUAUGUUUGUUAACAUAAAUCUCUUUCGACUGCUGCUUCUAAUGAGUGGAUCUUUGUGUGUUUGUCUUUAUCCAGAAAUCCGUAAAUGGAAGAAGAUGAGGAAGAUAGGGUCUUAUUCAGUAGUUUGGGUGUUACAUCUGCUAAACAAGAAGAUAUUGAACACAAUAUAUUCAAACAGGCACAGAAAAACCUUGAUGAGAGCAACACAGCUGUAAAGCCCCCAAGGAAUGUAGAAGCAGAUACUAUUGAAUACAAUGCUACAUCGUCUACUAAAAGCACAGAUUUGUAUAAUAAACUUAGAGCUGUGGAAGUUGAAAUACAGGCAGUGAAGCAUGGCUUUGAACAGUUAGAGAACUUCAGAAAUAAUGAUAGGCAAGUCUCUCAUAGAGAAGAUGGUGAUGAAGGAAAUGCUUCUGAGACUGAGGACAACAGUGCUCAGCCUCGUCUUAAUGAUUUAAAACUUCAGCAUGCUCUGGCUGCUGAUCGACUAAAAAGUCUAUUACAAACCAAAGUUCAACUUGAAAAGGAAAUUUCUGAUUCCACAACUUUCUUAAGAGAUCUUGUUAAGGAAGACCCCAAACCCAAAAAACGACUGAAAGAAGCUACAAACCCUAUCAAGAAUAAGACAAGAAGGAUAAAGUUAGCAUCAUUGGAUGAUGAUGAUGAUUUCGAUGCAGUAUUGAAUGCUGCAUCUUCUGGAUUUGUUGAAACAGAAAGGGAUCAGUUGGUGAGAAAAGGAAUUUUAACUCCUUUCCACAAGCUCAAAGGUUUUGAGCGUGGAAUUCAAGAACCAGGGCCGUCCACUAGGCACAGUAUACAGGAAAACAGUGCUGGCAGUUCAACUAGCCUAACCAAUGUUAUCCGGUCAAUCUCUGAGGCUGCAAAGUCUAGACCAACUACCAAGCUGCUUGAUUCUUCAUCGUUACCAACACUUGAUCCACCUACCCUUCCUUUUCAAUUUCCAAAAAUGGGAAGAUUUGUGAAAAGCUUAGAUUCUGCAGAGAACGACAGAAAAAGUAAGAGUAUGACAAGAAGGCCCAAGCCUGGCAAGAAAUGGAGAAUGAAAGCAUCCUCUGUAGACAAAGCUGAUGAAGGACCAGUUUCGAGUAAUGAAGAUGAAAGAGAAGCUGAAAAUGUGGAUGAUGAAAGAUCACCAUUUGUAAUGCUGGAGGGUGGAUUAAAAAUUCAGGAGACAAUAUAUGACAAACUUUUCGACUAUCAAAAGGUUGGAGUGCAGUGGCUAUGGGAACUUCACUGUCAAAAGGCUGGUGGGAUAAUCGGAGAUGAGAUGGGUCUUGGUAAAACAAUACAGGUUUUAGCAUUUCUUGGAUCAUUACAUUUCAGUAAUGUGUACAAGCCAAGCAUCAUUGUAUGCCCUGUCACUCUACUGCAGCAAUGGAAGAGGGAAGCACAAAAAUGGUAUCCAAGCUUUCAUGUCGAGAUAUUACAUGAUUCAGCUCAUGACCUGCCUUGCAGGAGGAAGCAAUCCAAAUAUUGUGAAAGUGAUUAUGAAAGUGAAGAACUACUUGGAAGCGACAUUGAUGAAAAGUUGUCUGCUAGGGCUACCAGAAAAUGGGAUACAGUUAUAAACCGUGUUUUGAGGUCAGAUUCUGGUCUGCUAGUCACCACUUAUGAGCAACUGCGGGUACUAGGAGAGAAAUUACUUGAUAUAGAGUGGGGUUAUGCUGUAUUAGAUGAAGGUCAUCGGAUUCGAAAUCCAAAUGCAGAAAUCACUCUUGUUUGCAAGCAGCUGCAGACAGUACAUCGCAUCAUAAUGACUGGUGCUCCUAUACAGAAUAAGCUUUCCGAAUUAUGGUCUUUAUUUGAUUUUGUCUUCCCUGGAAAGCUGGGUGUUCUGCCUGUGUUUGAGUCAGAAUUUUCUGUUCCGAUUUCUAUUGGAGGUUAUGCUAAUGCGACACCAUUGCAAGUUUCCACUGCCUACAGAUGUGCUGUGGUCUUACGUGACUUGAUCAUGCCAUAUCUUCUAAGACGAAUGAAGGCUGAUGUAAAUGCCCACCUACCGAAGAAGACUGAACAUGUCCUUUUCUGCAGCCUCACUUCAGUACAGCGAUCAAUUUAUCGAUCAUUUCUCGCUAGUUCAGAGGUCGAACAGAUAUUUGAGGGUAGCAAAAACACUUUGUAUGGAAUUGAUGUGAUGCGCAAAAUUUGUAACCAUCCAGAUCUUUUAGAGAGAGAACAUUCUCGCAGUGAUCCUGACUAUGGAAAUCUCGAGCGCAGUGGGAAAAUGAAAGUUGUUUCUGAAGUGCUUAAGCUAUGGAAUGGUCAAGGUCACCGUGUACUCUUUUUCACUCAGACACAACAGAUGCUUGAUAUUUUGGAAAAUUUUCUAGUCACUGAUGGCUAUAACUAUAGGCGAAUGGAUGGUGCAACACCUGCAAAGCAAAGAAUGGCUUUAAUAGAUGAAUUUAAUAAUACAGAUGAAAUUUUUAUCUUCAUCUUGACUACAAAAGUUGGCGGCCUCGGAACAAAUUUAACUGGUGCCAAUAGAGUCAUUAUCUUUGAUCCUGACUGGAACCCAUCUAAUGAUAUGCAGGCCAGGGAGCGUGCUUGGCGUAUUGGUCAGAAGAAAGAUGUGAUUGUUUACAGGUUAAUUACCCGUGGAACUAUUGAGGAGAAGGUGUAUCACAGACAGAUAUACAAGCACUUCCUGACCAACAAAAUCUUGAAGAACCCACAGCAGAGACGGUUUUUCAAAUCUCGUGAUUUGAAAGAUCUCUUCACCUUGAAUGAGGAUGGGGAGAAUGGCUCCACAGAAACAUCUAUUAUAUUUAGCCAGUUAAAUGAGGAUAUCAAUAUUACUGGGCCUGAACACCCUAAUCAGGAAAUGGAUACAUCCACUCAAACAAAGCCAGCAUAUCAGGCCACUGUUGUGGAAAAAGAUAAUGACUCAGGAAGCAAUGGCAAAGAGAGAGAGAAUGCUUAUAACAGCAAAGGUGAAGCAGAGGAAGAAACUAGUAUCUUGCAGAGUCUUUUUGAUGCAAAUGGGAUUCAUAGUGCAUUGGAUCAUGACGCCAUUAUGAAUGCUCAUGAUGAAGAGAAACUAAAGCUUGAAGAGCAAGCCUCACAAGUUGCACAGAGAGCUGCAGAAGCAUUGCGCCAGUCACGAAUGCUUCGGAGGCAAGAGAGCGUGGCUGUCCCAACCUGGACUGGGAGAUCUGGAACUGCCGGGGCACCUUCAUCUGUCAAAAAGAAAUUCGGUUCUACCAUGAACCCUCUUUUGGUAGCUACUAGUUCAAAAUCCUCGGGAGAGUCACCCUCCAAAAACAGCAGGCCAAAUGGAAUUGCUGCUGGGGCAUCUGCGGGUAGAGCACUAUCUUCAGCUGAGUUGCUGGCCAGGAUCAGAGGCAACCAAGAAAGGGCAGUCAGUGAUGGGCUAGAGCAUCAGUUUAAUUUGGCAUCAAGCUCUAGGACGUCUAAAGGUGGCUCGAGUGGGAUGCAGCCAGAAGUCCUGAUCCGGCAAAUAUGUACAUUUAUUCAACGGAAAGGUGGAAGAACCAGUUCAGCGAGCAUCGUAGAUCAUUUUAGAAGUAGAGUAUCGUCAAAAGAUUUGGCAUUAUUCAAGGGUCUUUUGAAGGAGAUUGCAACUCUGGAGAAAAAUGUGAAUGGGUCUUUUUGGGUUCUUAACCCAGAAUAUAUGGAACAGUAGCAAUAUCCGCUGCUACCUGCUAAACAAAUAACAUAUACAUGUGUUUUUGGCUGUUUCAUCCUUUGGAUCGAGUACAUAGUUUGAUGAUGUGGAGCUGGACAUGGGUUGGUUACCAUCUGGUUCUGAAAUGGCCACUUCCUGCCACUUAAGGCAUAAACUGUAACCAAAACUGAUUAGACGGCGUCACUGCGCCAGUUCUGGCUGAGACUAGAACAGUCAUUACUGGAACUGGCCUGUUCGGUUUUAUUUGGAGGGGAAUCGUGUGUUCAGGAUUAUUUGGUUUCCUAGUAAAAUGCGACCAGUCCCAUCCGUAACCAGGACUAUAUCCAACACUAGUUUGGUGCCUAGAUAUUUUUGUACCUCACAGAGUUAAAGGUAGGUUGGUUUUGUAGCGCUUUUUGUACCUAAUGUAUACACAAUUUUGCGAGUAAUGAAACUCAAGAAAUGAGGCGUAGGUAAUUCAUUUGAGCUAUGCUAGAGGUACCAACACUUACAAAAAGUCUUACAAAAGACUUACUACCU